Messenger RNA from Scatophagus argus, 5199 nucleotides. Its product is annotated as transcription initiation factor TFIID subunit 4-like. Gene Ontology annotation, cellular component: transcription factor TFIID complex. The transcript has 14 exons. The record is from RefSeq and is a predicted model, not a curated record. Gene Ontology annotation, molecular function: DNA binding; RNA polymerase II general transcription initiation factor activity; protein heterodimerization activity. Gene Ontology annotation, biological process: transcription initiation at RNA polymerase II promoter; DNA-templated transcription. Bases 56 to 3136 code for a protein of 1026 amino acids. NCBI's taxonomy places the organism in Eukaryota, Metazoa, Chordata, Actinopteri, Scatophagidae.
GCCCAGUAACACGCAGGCGCACUGUAAAAAAUAUAUGAGCUAUCUGUGAUCAGAGAUGGCGGGCGCCUCCGACCCCCUGGAAGAUAUGCUCUUUUCAGAGGUGGAUGAAAAAGCCGUGAGCGACCUAGUGGGCUCAUUGGAGUCACAGCUUGCUGGCCAGAGCAAUCCAGCAGGGAAAACAGACGAAAACGGAGGCGCUGGCUCAGUGGCCCCCGCUAACCAUCACUUAGGAAAAACGCUACCAGCUCCAGUGGGCACCACAACACUAGAACAACAACAACAAGGACGGCGUAAUAAACCUGAGAUGCGCCAGGAGAUCAACUCCAAAGACGUUAGCCCGGAUAAAAGUUCCACAUCUCCUUCUCUGGGCUGUACCCCUUCUUUUGGCGAGCCUUCCACCACUUCGGCUGCCGGUGUUAACGCCACCAGCGGCGGGUCGCAGUCACAUAGAGCAUCCAUCACAACACUGGCUGCAUCUGGUGUGUCAACUUUGACAUCUACGCCAGCCAGCAUCAGCACCACAUCCAGUCGGGGGUCUAAGGUUAACCCGGGCACGAGUGAGACGCCGACGGAAGCUAGCCCACCGAGAAAACGCAUAACCACGCCACGGAGGAGCGCUUCGGCUCGGAUAAAGAGUUUGAACGGCGCAGCUGUAACGACGAGAAGGAACAGCAACACAGCGAUGGCUGAAAACGUUAGCCCCGUGGAUGCCAGUGCAACUACACAGAACUCUACUCGACCGGUGACAUCCUCUAUCAACACUUCGACUUUCACCUUAUCUAACGCUAACCUCCCCGUAGGUCAGUCGGCUAUCGCGCUCGACCGGGGGACCCCUACCAUUGCUUUGCAUAGACUCCCGAGUCAUAUUGUAGCGAGCAUAGCCCAGAACGGGAGCGGGACCAGUGUGUCGGCCUUGGUCCAGCAGGGCACUCGCAUAGGACCCGUCACCUCUUCAGCUUCACAGGGGAACCACGGCAAAACGAUCACAGACACCGGGGCUUCCAAAACAGGCGAUUGUCAAUCCAAAAUUGUAAUGUCAAGCCAGUCUGGUAGUGUCAAUUCUGUAAUAAACACUGUGCCCCCCGCGCCUUGUGUUGUCACACCAACAACUACAGCAGCAGCAGCAGCAGCUACCACAACUACAACAGUAACCCAACCUCUGAGCUCUGUCACAUCUGCUGCGUGUGUUACAGGGGUGGCAACAAGUUCUGUAUGUGGAACUGGUCAAACUACAUCAGUGACUACCACUGUUAGCAUGAUCAGGCCCACAGCCCCCUCCCCAGCACCUGCUGUGGCCACCUGCACACAGUCUCAACCCCGUCCUGGACUUACAGCACCUCAAAGGAUCGUAGCCCCCCAGCUGAUUGUCAGACCACCUCAACAGCAGACGACUAUUCAGCUGCCCCCUGGGUUUACCAUCCCACCGGGGAUGGUGUUGGUACGGACGGAAUUGGGCCAGCUGGUGAUGGUUCCUCAGCAGGCUUUGGCUCAAGUUCAGGCUCAAGCUCAGGCUCAGGCCCAGAACAACAUCUCUCCACGACCUGCCACCCCCACAACAGGAGCAUCCUUCAGAGUAACAACUCCACAGAAGGGCCCUGUGGCACCGGCCGUGGCUGUGACGGCUCCGCAGCAGACCCCCGUGGUUAUGGCCCCGCAGGCCCUGGCCCAGGCUGCCUCCCAGCCAGUGCAGCCUCCGCAGACGGGCAUUGCCCCGGCCCCCGGAGCUCCUGUCGUGUCCCAGGAAAUGCAAGAGAAUGUCAAAAAGUGUAAGAAUUUUUUGGCCACACUUAUCAAGCUUGCGUCUCACAACUCUCCGUCCCCUGAGACUUCCAAGAACGUCAAGGCUCUGGUUCAGGACCUGCUGGAUGCCAAGAUCGAACCGGAGGAGUUUACCAGCCGGCUGCAGACGGAGCUCAAGUCGUCUCCGCAGCCUUACCUGGUGCCCUUUCUUAAGAAAAGCCUCCCGGCCCUGAGGCUGUCUUUGCUGAAUAGUCAGCAGUCCCUGACCCAGCCCCCACAGCAGGGAGUCAAACCGGCACCCGGCGGCACCCCCCCUGCCAUCGUGGCUGGGCCAGCUGUCCGCAUACGCCACCCUAACAGCGUCAGUACCACUGCGGGUGCCAGUGCGCUGCCCGCUGGGACAAUCGGACAUGCAGCUGCCAUGGGUAUGAAGGCAGCGGGCACUGUCAGUGGCCAGGUCCGGAUGCCUGUGGUGAUUACACAGUCUGUCAGAGCGCCAGGCACAAUGGGGAAGGGAGCCAUUAUCCAGGGAGGCAAAAGUCCCAUGGGCUUGACUGUGCAGAUCUCUGGGAAUCAGAAAAACAAGCUCAAUGACCCCGGAGGAGGCUCUUUCAGGGAUGAUGAUGACAUCAAUGACGUUGCCUCCAUGGCCGGUGUGAACUUGAACGAGGAGAGUGCAAGAAUACUCGCCACCAACUCUGAACUUGUGGGAACGCAAAUUCGCUCAUGUAAAGACGAGGCCUUUCUCCACCCGGGGCUGCUCCAUCGACGAAUAUUGGAAACGGCCAAGAAGUUCGGAGUCACAGAGGUCCCUAUGGAGGCAGUGACAUUCAUCUCUCACGCCACACAGUCACGACUUCGUACUGUGGUAGAAAAAGUUUCAACUAUCGCACAGCACCGACUGGACUCCUGUAAGGAUGAUGAGUGCUAUGAGCAGUCUGCAGACGUCCGCUCUCAGCUUCGUUUCUUCGAGCAGCUGGAGCGAAUCGAGAAGCAAAGGAAGGACGAGCAGGAGAGAGAGAUCCUGCUGAAAGCCGCUAAAAGUCGCUCCAGGCAGGAGGACCCAGAGCAAGCUCGACUGAAACAGAAAGCUAAGGAGAUGCAACAACAGGAACUGGCCCAGAUGAGGCAGCGAGAUGCCAACCUUACAGCACUAGCAGCCAUUGGACCUCGCAAAAAACGUAAAGUGGAUUCACCAGGGGCCACCCCAUCAGGGACAGAGGUUUCAGGCAGCACGGCUGGCUCCCUGGCCAGCUCCUCCACCCCGUCCACCUCAUCGCGCCAGUACACACGGCAACGCAUCACUCGCGUCAACCUCAGGGACUUAAUUUUCUACAUGGAGCAGGAGAGAGAGACCGCCCACUCCCUCCUCCUUUACCGUGCCCUGCUCAAGUAGCCUCUGGUCCGCUCAGCGCCCACCUCAACCUCCUCCUCCUCCUCUUCCUUCCCAGCCACGUGCCUUCAGAUCAGGUCUAAUGUUUCAGCUCUGUGUCUCCAUAUGUACUGUAGUGACGUUUGAUGUAGCUCUUAAUAAGGAGAGAGAGAAAGACAGAGAGAGAGAGAGAGAGAGAGAGAGAGAAAAGUAUAAAAAAUAAAACUGUUGUUCUGUGUCUUCUUUGUUUAGAUUCAUGGUGUGUAGUUAGACCAUUCAGUUUAAAGGCCAUAUCAAAUUCUUUGUGUUGAAGUUGAAUUUGUUAUAGGAACAAAGUGGUUUUUGCAUCACAGGACCUGACCCAGACCUUGCACCUUGUAUGUUGGGUAGCUAUUUAUUUUUCAUAUUCUUUGGCAGUAGCUUCAAUGAACCACCUCAAAGUAAGGAUUAUUUUGGUGAAGAGAAUUAUGUUCACACCUCAACACAGCCUCCGGUAUUUCCCACGAGCUAUUUGUUACAUAUAACAUGUUUCAAUGAAUGUAGUUUAGCUGAACUCAAUUAAUUAGAGACUUUACUGAUUUCUAUACCAAGACACCAUACAUUAAGAUUCCAAAUAACAGCAUCAUGUUAAAUUUCCUUACUGUAUGUGUAAAUAGUUCUUUUUGAAUUAUUUUACAGCAUGUAUAUUUUUAUCACAUGUAAGCUUUGUAAGAAAAAGAAUAACCCAUGUGUCAAUAUUAUGAAACCUGAUGUUUUGUAAAACCAUGUGCUUUGAAUGAGUCGAAAUUAGAUGGUUUAUUCUGUUCACCUGUAGAGUAUUUGCUCAGACAGAGUCCCUAUGAAACUUCAGCAAAGGUCAUUAAACAAAAGCUUAGUCGCACAACGACAGCAGUUUAUGAUUGGUCACCUUGUUGCGUGGGGUAGUAUCUUUUAUUUUUUUAUUUUGUUUUAACCCGAAAAUAAUGUGAACAUUGUUUUAAUGACUAGAUGUUUGUAAGAUGUGUACUAUCAUGCUCACUUCUUCAAAAACGUACCUGGUUGAGAAGGAAAGUUUUGGUUCAGGGAGGUCAGUGCUGUAGGACGGGUGGUGACUGGGGAGAGCGAAACAUUCCUUUAACUUUUCCUCUCUGGAGCCCCCUUUCAGCCCCGCCUCCUAUUUUGGUAACGACUGAAUGACAGAAGUUGUCCAUGAAGCGAUUCAGUGCUCAGCACUUAUGCUUCUUUAUAGUUUGAUCCUAAAUUAAAACUCACAGCUGUAUAGUAAUGUUUAACAGUAGGAGAGAACAACUGAUUUCAGCCUAAAGUUUUUCUUUGUGUUACUAAUGAAGAGACAAAUGGGACACACCUGCUUCUUACAUGUCCUAUUGCAUUUUCGUCUUGUUCUGUUCUCUUUUUUUGUUUGUUUGUUUUACAAAUCAUUAUUGUAUUAUGUAAGAUUGUCCUUUAUGUUUUUAUAUUUAACUGAAUAUCUUGGCCUCUAUGCAGCUUUUCUUGUCAUAUUGAAAUUUAUUUAAAUAUGGGUGACAAUUGUUGUGCAUUGUACAUUUUGACAGCACUUUUUUUUAUAUCUAUUUUACCUGACAACUGAAAGCUGUCACUGUAUUAUAGGAAAGAAAUGACAGUAAACAUUAUUGCCAACUUCUGUCACAAGAGACUUAUUUUUAACAAUUAAUAUAUUUUCUUUUCUUUUUUCCUUUUGAAUUGGCUUUUAUGCUCAACACACUUUCAUAAAUUUUAUCUUCAAAAUAUCAUGUUUUAAAGACAAGCACAACAAUGAUGAUUUCAGAUGAUUUUAUUAGUGAUUUUUAUGGUUUCUGGUGGUUUCACAGGAGGACAUUUCUACUACUACUACAGCUUUUUAGCCAAAUUAUUAGGACAAUAUUACUGAUGUAAACAAAUGGAGGAAAUAACACUUCAGUGUAAGGAUGAUUUGUAAAUAUUGUUUACAAAACUAUGUGUUUAUUAGAACCACGUUAUUUUUGGUAAACUCUUGUACAUAUCUUGAAAAUUUCCUGUUUGUGUGAAAAAAAAACAAUACUUAUGUAUUUGUACCUAUUUUGUAAAGGAAUAAAUAAGCUGUUUACUAA